Triticum dicoccoides is the source of this 1200-nucleotide messenger RNA. RefSeq names its product vegetative cell wall protein gp1-like. Bases 354 to 1016 code for a protein of 220 amino acids. The transcript has 4 exons. NCBI's taxonomy places the organism in Eukaryota, Viridiplantae, Streptophyta, Magnoliopsida, Poales, Poaceae. The record is from RefSeq and is a predicted model, not a curated record.
AUCCCUCUCAUCCUCGUCCACCCACGAAACCCUAGCCCCUUCUCCCAAUCGCCGCCGCCGCCUUCUCCCUCCCAGAUCCAAUCCUGCGCGCGUCGGCCACCUCCCUCCGGCGGAGCUCGACCCCCACCCCCCGCCGCUGCUCCACCCUCUCCCGCGAGGGUCUCUGCUACCCGCGCGCGCACAACCUUCGUCCCCUGUUGCUCCAAUCCGGCCAGCGCGCCCUCCACCUCGUCUCCCCCGAUCCCGACCGUCGUACUCCGUCCCCUGUAGCAGUCGUACUCCACCCUAGCAGUCGAUCCCGACCGUCGCUGCUUCACCAGCCUCCUCCUCUGGCGUCUCCGCGAGGGCAGCCGAUGCCAGACAGGCCGUCGACGCGCCGGACCUCAAGGCCGGUCGUGCUGCUCCUUCUGCCUGCGUCUCCUCGGCGUAGACGACGGCGACAAGGACGCUGGCGCCCGCCUUCUUCCUCCCCCAGCUCGUCUUCUCCCCGGUCGCUGCCUUGCAUGCCGCCACCCAAUCCAUCUAUCAAUCGCCAAUGGAAUCCCACGCCGCUGCGGCUCCAUUCUCCUCCCAAUCCCAUGCCGCUGAUGCCUCCUCCACCUCCACCUCCAAGCGCUGGCGACCUUCUUCCUCCCCCGGCACUUGUCCUCUCCGCUCGCUGCCUUCCAAGAGUGCCGCUACCGUUGGCGACCAGACCAGCAGAGGAACGCCGCUGGCAGAGGAUGAGGAGUCCUUCCUUCUCCACCAUGAAGCACGCCUCCUUCCACUCCUCGCCGCCGAAGUCGGAUGCGUGCGCAGAUGCAGUUGAAGGAAAGGGGCGGGCCUCAAGGCCGGACCUCAAGGAGAUGCAGCACCGGAACAUCAUCAGGCUGCAGGACGUGGUGCAUAACGAGAAGAGGGAGGGCGCCAUGCCGAAGGAGGGACCUUGCGGCCAUUGCGGAGUCACAAGUGAAGUGCGAAUCCAUGUUCGAAGCUGUGAAGCAUAUCGACAAAGAGUAGCAUAUUAUGUGUUGUAAUUGUAGGCAGUAGUAGGCAUAUCUGAGUUGUAAUAUACUAUAACGAUUGUAAUAGAUUAAUGUAGUAUUUUUUUUUGGACCAAUUUCAUUUGCUCUUUGGUCUGUUCGAAAGAAUGAUUGUGCAUGUGAUUUGAAUACCCGUGAAAUGGAAACCUGACAAGUGGGUCCAAGUUAUAAUGGUUGU